UCGUCAUUACGUACGUGUUACGUUUGGACAUAAUUUAACAAAUUUAACCGGUGAAGUUUGGUCACUCAUAGACGCACAUUUUUUGCAUCUAAACAACAGAAGUGUAAAAUGAUCUAGAUCGAAGCGAACUGCGAAGUAGUAAAAUUCGUUCCAAGUUUUUUCUUACUUAAAUAAUUACUUAAUUGUAAAAUUGCCGAUGUCUGAUGUCUGAUCAUUUCGUCGAUCAACCUGUAUAAACAAUUUCACCUCAGCCUUACCGAAAGUUUUUCUUCGUGUUGCCAUCCGUCAACGAGUCCCGUUUCUUUCAAGUCUUCAAUUUGAAAACCAUUGUUGAUUGAAAUGGCGAGUUCUUCGAACAAUAGCAAUCCCAAUGUCGACGAAGUUAAAGAAGAAGUGAAGAAUAUACUUGCCAAAGUCGUAGAUGAUGUGGGAAAAACUUCAGCUCUUAGACAACUUGUGAUAGGAGGAACUACUGGAUGGUUGACUGGAUAUACUCUGAUUAAAGUUGGAAAAGCUACAGCUGCGGCUAUUGGCAGUGGCAUACUACUGUUACAAAUUGCAAAUCACAAUGGCUACAUCAAAAUAAACUGGGAUAAAGUUACCAAAAGAGCUGAAGAAUUAUCUGAAAAAAUGGAAGAUUCUGCGGCAAAACCAAAUCUUUUGAAAAAAGUUGAAAGGUUCGUGGAUAAAAAAUUGGACAAAGCUGAAACCGUACUGAAGAAAAAGGAACGCAAAGCUAAACAAUGGUUUUGUAGAGCAACCGAUGAUGAAUGUUUCAUUUUUGAAGAAAUACACGUAUUUUUGGCAUCAUUUUUAGCAGGCGUUGCUUUCGGAAUGACAUGCGGCAUAAUUUUGCGUUGAUUCGGUUGUUACAUACAAUAACAAUAUACGUUACACGCAUACUGAUAGGUAGUUGUUAUUGCGCUUAUAUGAUUUUAUUUCGUUUUCUUUGUUACCGCAGCGAUGCAAAGCGAUCAUUGCGCAUCCGUACAAUGGAACUAAUUUGUAAUCGUUAAGAUGGGUCUAUCACUGGAAAAAAAAAAAAAAAAAAAUGGUCGAAGCGCGGGACUACGUUCAAUUUUAACUGAUUUUCGCAGCGAAGACGGUUGAAAGUGCCGUUUUCUGAAAUACAUCAUAGGUACCUACACCUACUUACAUCGGAAAAAAUUCGAAAUUCGAUUUCCUUUUUAAAAGUCGAUUAUUUUUCGUAGAAAAAUUCGAAACAUCAUAAGAAACACAAAAUAUUCAAAUUUUUGAACAAUUUUUUAAAAAGUUGUAGGUAGUCUUCCGCUUUGCUCAAGCAAUGAUGAACCCUAACGCAUCUAUUUUUUGAAAAUACCCGCAGAUAUAUUUUGGGAAAGUGCAGAAUAAUACCUACUGCAAUUUUGUUCUCUCGCUUCACACCCAUUUUUCAAAUUACUGUUACUUUCGGUUUAAUUUAUUCAUUUUUAUUAAUUUUAAAAAUUACACUUUGGUCAAAAUUUGUGCAACAAUAACAUAAGAAAUAUAAAAACCAGCCGCAGUUGUUUUUUUUUCUUUAAAAAUUUUACUGUCUGGAUAGUCACUCGUGUCUUCAAUUCAUUAUGCAAAUACUUUGACAUUUCACUCUUAUUUUCAUCAAUUUUUUGUUUUUCAAUUUUAAAAUUUAAGCAAUUAUUUACGAUAAGUUAUGUACUUACAAAAUUAGGAUAAAUAAUAUACAUAAAUACUAUAUAUAUACCUAUAAUUUAUAUUCCUUUUUAAUAAACAGUAUUUCAGUU
Messenger RNA from Planococcus citri (citrus mealybug), 1760 nucleotides. RefSeq names its product FUN14 domain-containing protein 1. Gene Ontology annotation, cellular component: mitochondrial outer membrane. The coding region runs from base 340 to 861 and encodes 173 amino acids. Lineage: Eukaryota; Metazoa; Arthropoda; Insecta; Hemiptera; Pseudococcidae. Gene Ontology annotation, biological process: autophagy of mitochondrion. The transcript is spliced from 4 exons. The record is from RefSeq and is a predicted model, not a curated record.